GCACACCUGAAGGUACCUGCCGCGUUGGUCUGCAGUCACGCCUCCAGUCCACUGUCUUUGUGUUUGGUUUUCGAGCUCGUGCUGCUUUUAUACCGAACCAGAUUAUUGCACACGGAGCCCCGUCAGUUGCUCAUCCGCGGUAUGGCCGACGGCAGGAUCGACGUCGUCGCGCCCGGCGACCUCGUACCGCACAACGAAUGGGCGCCGACGCGCACGGCGACGCGUUGCGCGACCUGCACACGGUUGUUUUCCAUCUUUCGCCGAAAACACCACUGCCACACGUGCGGCGAAGUUGUCUGCAAGACUUGCAUCAUGGAGAUGCCCGUGACGGGACAGAGCAUCCUUGUCUACGUCUGCAUGCGCUGCAGUCUCCGGCGUCGGCAGAGUGCGCCCAGCCCCGAGAGCGCGUACGACACAGCGGCACUCCUCGCCACUGCGUCGUCCAAGGCGCUUUUGCCGCGCGGUAGCAUUGACACCAUCCACGAAACCACUGACUUUGACUCGAACCGAGACGGGAGCUUGUUUGCGUUCCAGCUAGCGAUCGCGACGCCCGGCAACGACCAGUCCGCGACCGACCACAACACGUGGGUGCUGCAGCCGGGCGAGUUGGCGCCAUACCUCGUGCCUAUCCUCGGGCGCUUUCGCUGCGACCACUGCCGCCACUUGCUUGUAUUUCGGCACCGCGUCAACUGCCGCGCUUGCGGGGACGUCGUCUGUCGGCGCUGUGUCAUACCAACGAUUGUACAAGAGUACGGACAACUCGACCGCACCGAGAUCGCUAUCUGCGCCACGUGCCAUGAGAUUCACAAAGCUCUCGGGUCGUACAAGGACUGCCACACACUCAAGCGAGCGCUGGGCCCGAGCGCCUACCCACCCGGCGUGCAUGUUGGCACAAUCGACGCAGGCACCACGUCUGCCUUUGCUCGCAAAGUGGCGCAUUUUAAGGCCCUCGAAGAAGCCAAACUCGUGCCUGAAGACGUCAUGAUACGGCGUGACGCCGCGUGGUCACCGUCGGCGAGGCAAGCCAAGUGCCCGCGCUGCGAUCGGCCCGUGUCUUGGCGCAGUGCGGGCUGCUGCUGCAUGUGCGGGCGCGCCUUUUGCAACACUUGCGUAUGGCACCGCUUUGCGCGGUCGCCCGGGCGGUACGAACUCGACCAAGUGGUUGUGUGCUCGUCGUGUCUCCUCAAUUUUGAUCGAGAAAAUCGCCUCCGUCGCGCAUAUCUCUUGGCCGACUGCGUGCACAUUUACAUGGCCGCGUGUGGCGCCGAGGCCGAUGGUCUUGAGACGCCCAUGGAAACGACCGCCGCCGCCCGCAACUUGGGUGGCGCCGAUCAUAGUGGCGGAGAACCGACCACAGAGAGCGGCGAUAUGGACGAGGCGCGGCUCGAGGCGCUCCUCGUCCAGACCGUCGAGCGCAACCUGAAGCUCUCGCACUCGAUCCGGUCCACCAUGCAUGGCUAUGUAGAGAGCGCAUGAUAAUUGUUAAACUAGUAGUAUCAACCGAA
Messenger RNA from Saprolegnia diclina VS20, 1505 nucleotides. RefSeq lists its product as hypothetical. NCBI's taxonomy places the organism in Eukaryota, Oomycota, Saprolegniomycetes, Saprolegniales, Saprolegniaceae. The transcript has 4 exons. The coding region runs from base 142 to 1476 and encodes 444 amino acids. The record is from RefSeq and is a predicted model, not a curated record. Gene Ontology annotation, molecular function: metal ion binding.